UAAACCUCUUCUUCCUUGGCCCCCAUAACCUUUUCGAAUUGAAGACCAACAAUGGGAAGGCUUCGAGCAAAGAGCGACUACGAGGAUCUCAGAAAUGCUCGAAUCUUGGAAAAUCAGAAUCGCUUGAAAACACUUGGACUGCAAAAAACAAUAUCAGACCUUCGUUCCGUUGUUUCAUCUUCAAGUCCACCGAAAACCCAAGUUAGAAACUACACCAAAAAGGUAUACGAAACCGGGUCUUUGCGGCGAUCAAACCGGUUGAAGCAAAUAUCCUCUCUAACAAUAACUCCCAAGAGAACUUCCUUACGACGCUCUAGUCGUUUGAGAGGGAAUGGAAAACCAUGCCAUCCCAUUACAGGGAAGAAGCGUGUUGUUGAAGACCAUGAAGAUGAUUCUCCUAGGCCUGCAAAUAUGCCUUUGGUCGUGGUAAAAGGUUCGAAAGAUGUUCAACUAUCGCCCGAGGCGUUGACACUACGGUGCAGUAGCAGGGGCAGAGGCGGUGUCUAUGACCCUCUGUUUGGAAUUUGCUGCCAUUUCUGCAGGCAGAAAAAACUGUGCGGCGAAGAAGAUUGCAAGAGAUGUAGUAAUCUUGAUAUGGAUGAACCGUGCAUUGGAAAGACGGAUUGUUCAGUUUGUCAUUCUAGCCAUGGCGUUUUUUGUCGAGGUUGUCUGAAGGUUAGAUAUGGUGAAGAGAUGGAGGAGGUGAUAAGGAAUAAAGAGUGGAUGUGCCCUCAUUGCAUAGAAGAGAAAGGGAUAAAAUCUUACUGGAUAUGUAACAGUUCGAUUUGCCUAAAGAAGAGAAACAUGGCUCCAACUGGGUUAGCAAUAUAUAGAGCUCAAGAGCUGGGAUACAAAUCGGUAGCUCAUCUUCUAAUGGAUCAGCUCCAAGGAGUAAUCAAGCGGCGCAAGUCCUGAGGAUAUGAUUGUAUAGUACCAUUGCUAUCAAACGCACCCGUAGGACUUAACCUUUUAGCAGGAUUGAUUUUGCUUGACUUUGCUAGGAAAAUGUUCUGAUAAUCAAUUUGAUUUUGAAGUGUUCUUAUUAUCGAUGAUGUUCCUUUCCUCCGGAAACAUUUUAGUUAGGAGAGAAGAAUCUGUCUUGAGUUUUUAUUGUGACUAAACUCCUCCACCUUUUUGAUGACAAUGAGAAGCACUGAAGGAUGUUGGAACUU
This is a messenger RNA of Morus notabilis, 1172 nucleotides long. RefSeq names its product cell division cycle-associated 7-like protein. Gene Ontology annotation, biological process: regulation of DNA-templated transcription. NCBI's taxonomy places the organism in Eukaryota, Viridiplantae, Streptophyta, Magnoliopsida, Rosales, Moraceae. Gene Ontology annotation, cellular component: nucleus. The transcript is spliced from 8 exons. The record is from RefSeq and is a predicted model, not a curated record. The coding region runs from base 52 to 915 and encodes 287 amino acids.